Messenger RNA from Lecanosticta acicola, 1645 nucleotides. The record is from the annotation of a GenBank genome assembly. NCBI's taxonomy places the organism in Eukaryota, Fungi, Ascomycota, Dothideomycetes, Mycosphaerellales, Mycosphaerellaceae.
AUGGACGCUGGCCUGGCCAUGCCAGCCUCAGGGCUCUGGGGAGGAUCCUACCAAGCACCUACUGCUAACAUGACCGGACACGCCGAGCAGGAUCGGCCGAUUGCUCCCAGCUCAAACGCUUCACGCUCUCGUAUAGGUAUGUGAAUGCAGUAUCCUGUUCCUCACUACAGAUGGCUGCUAACGACAAUCAUAGCCUUAGGCCAACAUCCCUUGCCCCGCCAAACGAACGACUUCGACAUGGUCGAUCAGGCCGAGCGACGAAUCCCCUUCACUCCAGAGUCGAGCACCGCAGCCUCACGGCCGCAAACACGUUGGUCAAACCGAAGCUCACUUCUUGACCCCAGAUGUAUCUAACAUGUCCUAGAUCGCCACACCACCGCCCGCCGAGCAAACGCAACCGAGGAGGAUGCCGAAUUCAACGAAGGCCAAGAGGAUGCCAACGACGGAGACUAUCAGCCCGAGGAGGACGCACCUCCCACCACAGGAGCCAUCCCCAGACCCAGCCGGACACGCCCCUGGCAGCGCUACGAGACGUGCCACGAAAAAGAACAACGCCUCCGGGACAAGGUCGUUCUACGCAUCGAAGCCCUAUGGACAUCGGAUCCGACGUCGUGGCCGACCCACGCCGUCUGCCCGACGCCCGGCGCCCUCAACGAGGACGAACGCCACGGCUUCUCCCACGACGAACGUCUGCGCCCUCACCACUGGGCUCGAACCUUGCUCUCUGCCGUCUUUAAGCUCGCGGACGAGACCCGGCCAGAUCAGAAACCCCGGAUCGCCAAGCUGCUACGACGGGCCGUUGAAGAGAGACGUCGGACGAGUCCGAAUUCCUUUCCGUUCAUGUACAGUCGCGACGCGGAGAGAGUUCUACGGGAGGUGCAGAAGAAGAAGAGGCAAGGACAGCAGCAGCGUGGUGCCGCGAGAGCGAGAGCUGGACGGAGAGGAGUCCCCGUCAAGGUGGAGCGGAAACCCGCCGUAGUAGCAGCUCGGCGGAGAGCGCAGGGUUCCGCGCUUCUUUCGACGAAUCUCACGGGCGCGGAGGCGGAUCUGCUGGCGAGUCGGUUCAGUCAGUAUGCGCAUUAUCAGCGGAUUGCGGAGGAGCAGUUGACGAGGCUGCCGGGGGCUUUGAAGAGUAAGAUUGCGGGGUCUAGUUCGCAGAUGCCGAUUGAGGUUGAUCAUGGGCGGGAGGGAGAGGAGGGAGAAGAGGGGGAAGAGGAGGAGGAGGAAGAAGAGGAGGAGGAGGAGGAGGAGGAGGAGGAGGAGGAGGAGGAUGAUGAUGAGGAGGACGAGGAUGAAGAAGAGUGAUGUCUUCUGGAGUGGGAAGGAAGUGGAUGCCUCGAUUUCCAAAUUUUGGCGGCACUGCAAAGCCUCGCAACGUUACACAAUGGCCAGCCCCAGGAAGCGAGAUAAGUAGGAGAUUCCAAUAUUCAGAAAGUGUUUGCCGUGAGAGACCCGUAUAGAUUUGUGGAACGUCUUUUACUCGUAGUGCGAAUAUGGCGAAGAUGUCUCGCCCGAAACGAUGUUAUUCUGUCAUCGCCUGACGCGUCUUAUAUCCCAGUUACCAUCCUUAUGGCAAGCAGUCGUCCCGGAACCCCGUCAACCGGUACCAUACGAACUCGAUCACGAGCGCUUCAGCUUCGGUUGA